AUGCAAUAUAUUGAAUCAUUACCAAAUGAUCGUUUUGUAUUAAUUAUUAAUGAUUGUCUAAGAAAAAAAUUUAUUUCAAAUGUACAUCAUUUACGACAACGAUGGAUUAAACAAUAUCCAAAAAUUAAAAGUUUUAUUGUUAAAUUCGAUGAAUUAAUAUCACAAAUACGUUCUUAUCAAGAACAAUCUAGUCAAAUAAAGAUAAAUGAACCAUUAUCAAUAAAAUUUUUUUGUAAAAAUAAUGAAUUGAAUGAUAAUUUUAUUUAUUCACAAUUAUUAAAUGAUUAUCUUUUACAGAUUAAAUCAAUAUCAAAUCGUCAAAAUGAGUUAAAUAUUAUAUGUGAAUUUGAAAAUGAUUGUCCAUCUAAUCGAACAUUAUGGUGGUAUACAAGAGAAACAUUUAUUUAUCAUUUAUUAAAUGAAGCCUUUCGUAUACAAAAUAUUGAUGUGUUAUUAAUAUUUCAAUUUUUUAUACAUGAUGUUCAACAAUUAAUUAUAAAAAAUAAAUGUACAAAAUCACUGUGUUGA
This is a messenger RNA of Rotaria sordida, 528 nucleotides long. Lineage: Eukaryota; Metazoa; Rotifera; Eurotatoria; Philodinida; Philodinidae. The record is from the annotation of a GenBank genome assembly.